GCCUGCUCCUUGUAAAAGAGAUUGUGUGAGUGUCCGUACUGUGUGUGUGGGCUUGUGAGACAACCAAAGGAUAGGUAUACCGUACAAGAGGAGAGCUCAACAGCGUGAUAAAAAUCUCCAGGCACUGGGGCUCACAAGCUGUAGUCCCCCUCCUCUCACCGCCCCUUCUCUGCCCUACUCCCCCGGCUCCUUUCGUCUUUGAUGAGUUUUUGGCUCACUUUUUGGCGGAGUCUCUUGGACAUGUUCUGCUGUUGCUGGAGGAUCAAAUAAAUGGAACCUUUGAAAGUUGAUUAUUUUUCUCUUAUGUGACAAACAUACACACAGAGAGAGCGCGAAGAGGAAAGGAAAUUAGAGUGGUGUAUGACCAGCUAGAGGAUUUAAAAUUUUCCUUGGUGAACUUUGAGGAGCCACUGAGAAGAAACCAAAUGAAGUGUUUACUGUCAUUAUCUCUAUUUGAUGAAGAGGAUACUGAGGCUCAAAGAGACUUAAUAACUCGUCCAAGAUCAUCUAAUGCUGAGUAAUCAAGAGUGAGUGCCAUGAAGGAGCAAAAACCCGCCUGGACCAGCAUAGUUUUGAGAGGAUAAACCACAGAGCAGCAGAAAUGAUUCACUUGAUUGCAAGCCUCUAUGUUUACCAGAGAGAGUGAAGCUGAGGAAGUUGGAGCUUCUGUUGACACUCUAAACUCAUGAAUUACUGAAGGAACAAAGAAUAAUGCAUGUAUUUUGACACAAUGGAGACAUCCUGACACCCCUUCAGAAUCUCGAUAAAUUAACUGGAUUAAAGCUUGGCCAACAGGAAAACUGGUACAUAGACAACUUGCCACAGGUGUGAAGAAACUUCACCAGUAGGCAUCCAGAACAUGCAUUUUACUUCUUUGAAUUCCCUCAGGAAGAGAAGAGCCAGCUAGACACACUUUAAGGUUGGCAAACACGUUGCCUAUUUACUGCAUAGAGACCCCUAAUGGAGAACAAGACUGUUUAAACUCCAGAAGGACCAACACCAGAUAAAUUAUGAAUGUUGAACAAGAUGACCUUACAUCCACAGCAGAUAAUGAUAGGUCCUAGGUUUAACAGGGCCCUAUUUGACCCCCUGCUUGUGGUGCUGUUGGCUCUUCAACUUCUUGUGGUGGCUGGUCUGGUUCGGGCUCAAACCUGCCCUUCAGUGUGCUCUUGUAGCAACCAGUUCAGCAAGGUGAUUUGUGUUCGGAAAAACCUUCGUGAGGUUCCUGAUGGCAUCUCCACCAACACAAGGCUGCUGAACCUCCAUGAGAACCAAAUCCAGAUCAUUAAAGUGAACAGCUUCAAGCAUUUGAGGCACUUGGAAAUCCUCCAGUUGAGCAGGAACCAUAUUCGAACCAUUGAAAUCGGGGCCUUCAAUGGUCUGGCGAACCUCAACACUCUGGAACUCUUUGACAAUCGUCUUACCACCAUCCCAAAUGGAGCUUUUGUAUAUUUGUCUAAACUGAAGGAGCUGUGGUUGCGGAACAACCCUAUUGAAAGCAUCCCUUCCUAUGCUUUUAACAGAAUCCCUUCUUUGCGCCGCCUAGACUUAGGGGAAUUGAAAAGGCUUUCAUACAUCUCAGAAGGUGCCUUUGAAGGUCUGUCCAACUUGAGGUAUUUGAACCUUGCCAUGUGCAACCUCCGGGAAAUCCCUAACCUCACGCCGCUCAUCAAACUAGAUGAGCUAGAUCUUUCUGGGAACCAUUUGUCUGCAAUCAGGCCUGGCUCUUUUCAGGGGUUGAUGCACCUUCAAAAACUGUGGAUGAUACAGUCUCAGAUUCAAGUGAUUGAACGGAAUGCCUUUGAUAACCUUCAGUCACUAGUGGAGAUAAACUUGGCACACAACAAUCUAACAUUACUGCCUCAUGACCUCUUCACACCCUUGCAUCAUCUAGAGAGGAUACACCUUCACCACAACCCAUGGAAUUGUAACUGUGACAUCCUGUGGCUCAGCUGGUGGAUAAGAGACAUGGCCCCCUCCAACACGGCUUGUUGUGCCAGGUGUAACACUCCCCCCAACCUGAAAGGGAGGUACAUCGGAGAGCUGGACCAGAAUUACUUUACAUGCUAUGCUCCAGUAAUUGUGGAGCCCCCUGCAGACCUCAAUGUCACUGAAGGCAUGGCCGCUGAGCUGAAAUGUCGGGCGUCUACGUCCCUGACUUCCGUAUCUUGGAUUACUCCAAAUGGAACUGUCAUGACCCACGGGGCAUACAAAGUGCGGAUAGCUGUGCUCAGCGACGGUACUUUAAAUUUCACAAAUGUAACUGUGCAAGACACAGGCAUGUACACAUGUAUGGUGAGUAAUUCUGUUGGCAACACCACUGCUUCUGCCACCUUGAAUGUUACUGCGGCAACCACUACUCCAUUCUCGUACUUUUCAACUGUAACAGUAGAGACUAUGGAACCUUCUCAGGAUGAGGCACGGACCACAGAUAACAAUGUGGGCCCCACUCCAGUGAUCGAUUGGGAGACCACCAAUGUAACCACAUCUCUUACGCCACAGAGCACAAGGUCGACAGAGAAAACAUUCACCAUCCCAGUAACUGACAUUAACAGCGGAAUCCCAGGAAUUGAUGAAGUAAUGAAAACAACAAAAAUCAUUAUUGGGUGUUUUGUGGCCAUCACUCUCAUGGCUGCCGUGAUGCUGGUCAUUUUCUAUAAGAUGAGGAAACAGCACCAUCGGCAAAAUCACCAUGCUCCAACGAGGACUGUUGAAAUCAUUAACGUGGAUGAUGAGAUCACUGGGGACACGCCCAUGGAAAGCCACCUGCCCAUGCCUGCGAUUGAGCAUGAGCACCUAAACCAUUAUAACUCUUACAAAUCUCCCUUCAACCACACAACAACAGUAAACACAAUAAAUUCAAUACACAGUUCAGUGCAUGAACCGUUAUUGAUCCGAAUGAACUCUAAAGACAAUGUACAAGAGACUCAGAUAUAAAACAUUUACAGUUACAGAAAACAAACAAUCAAAAAAGACAGUUUAUUAAAAAAUGACACAAAUGACUGGGCUAAAUCUACUGUUUCAAAAAAAGUGUCUUUACAAAAAAAAACAAAAAGAAAAGAAAUUUAUUUAUUAAAAAUUCUAUUGUGAUCUAAAGCAGACAAAAUUAUGUGUAUUCCUCAGAACCUGUUUUUGCUGCACUUACUAUUUUCCCACACCUCCUCCCUCCCCUCCCCGAUUGCCAUAUUUUUCAUAGAUCUCAACUCCCCAAAGAACUGGUCUAGGAAAUUUUGUAAGAAUUCUGUUACACUUUGAGAUUUUUAUGGUGAAUUCUAGUGGUGAGAUCCAGUCUAUUUUGUCUCUUUCUCUCUAUAUUUUUUUCAUUAUUUUCUUUUUCCUUCAUGCCCUUAUGAAGUAGUUCAAUGGGGAAUGCAAUAUUAGAAAUAGAUUUUUAAGAAAGAAUGAGGAAAAUGCAAGAUCUUAUAUUUUUCAUGUAAUAACCUGUUCUGUAUUUAUGAGGAGGACAUUCUGUGGAGAAAGAAAAAGAAGUAAGCAAACAGCAGAUUAAUUUACAUAUGAGCAUCUAUAAAACCCAUGACUUUUAAAAAGAAAAAGAAAAAAAAACCUCUAGAAUCAGAAUUUGUAGUUCAAAAGCUUAAAAUAAGAUUAUAAAUAAAAUAUUGUUGGUUUUUCUGUACCUGGACAUAGCUCAUUUGUAAUCUGGCUCAAAUGUGAGAAACCUGGAGGUAAUUAGAUUCCUUGUUUUCUAAGAAAGAUAACAAACACUACAGUAACCUCUAAUCACAGCAUUAUUUCCUACAUGUCUCUGCUGUUUUAUUUGCUUAUUACACAUCAACAUUCAAAGAUACUAAGAUAUUCUUGCCUUACCUACUAGGAGGGACCCUUGUAACCUUUUGGAUGGAAAGUUAACAAUUUGCAAACUAAAUGUAAUUCAGGGAAGGAGAAAAUACCAGUAUGAUAUAUUUUCUUUCUUCUAAAGAAAACUCUGCAGACCAGCUGAAAUAGUACCACAAAAGACGAGUCAUUCUUAAUUGCUCACAGUUGAAAAGGAAUUUGGAGUUCUGAGUGUUAGCAAAUUUAGUUCAAUUCAUUGAAAAUUAUCACAGAGCAGAAAGGAGCUAAAUGGUCACUUGGCUGAUGUGAGUCCACAAAUAGCAAGGCCUAGUUCCUGCCCUUGCAUCGUUUCCAAGGAUUUUUCUCACUGUAUUACUAAGCACUAGCACUAAUGUUUAUAGGUAAAUGAUAGUGUCCUAGGCACUCUAAAUUGCAAAAUAUUAAAAUGUUAUAGAAACUUACUGAAUUCAUGAUUUCUGCCAUGCUUCAGGUGGAGAGAACUUUCUUCUUCAGAAAACAGACUCCCAGGAGUUUAAGAAGCAAAAACAAUGGAGUAUUGUGAAAUAAUGGGCACAUAUGAACAGAAAACAAGCCUGAUGAAAUACAUGAUGACUUACCAGGACUUUCUUUAAAGGAGCUGUGGCAAUCUUAGCUAAGAGGACAGAAAAUUGCUUCCAAAAAGAAAAAGAAUCCACUGGUUGUGAAUGCUUGCAUUCUCUCAAUAUUUUCACAUACUUUGUGUAUGAACUUUAUCUUUCUAUCUGUGGUACAAUAUAUAGACAGAGAGACAGACAGAGAGACAGAGAGACAGACACACACAAACACACACAACUCCCCCCCACACACUUCUCACUGACCUUGAAAUCUGUCCUUGCCAUCAAACCCAGGAGAUAACGAAUGACUAAAUUGAGGGAAAUGCAUCUCCCAGUGGAUGAGCAGCUUGAACACUUGCAUGUAAUUCUACAGUCUAGACCUCACACCAGGUUUCGUGAUCACCGGGUUUGAAAAACCAGUCAUUUCUAACAGUGUAGAUUAAAAAAAAUAGGAGGAAGAGUUAAGAAAUGGAUGCAAAGACACAAAAGUCCUGUUUCGUUUUUUUGGCCACACACCCUUUGGCUAUUUUCUCCUGUAUCCCUUCUUCCCUUUAUCACAAACCUAAUUUACAUUUUCUGUUACUGUUCAGUAGACAUAGGCAAAGGGCAAGCAUAUAUGGACUGUCAUUCACAUAUAUAGCAUGGUGUGUGGUUGCAUAGCAUUCUAACAGAAACGUACACUCAUACACAAACAUAUACAUUUUAAAUAUUAACUAGAUCUGGGACAAAGAAGGGGGAUAUUAAUGAGUGAAGAAAUGGGUGGUGCCUUCUUUUCUUAAUUCUGUUCCUAGUUUUUGUUUACAAACUUCUGCCUCUUGACUCUCUCAUGUUAAGCUUAUGAUUAUUAUAAGGGUACCCAAAAAUGUUCAAACCAUAUACUAUUUGUCAUGGCUAAACAGUUAGACAAAUUGUCCUAAAUGCAAUGGAAUAUAAAAUAACCAAAUAAAACAAACAAUAGACGAACAGACAAACCAAAAUCAGUGAGUAGAAAAUCAAAACUAUGAGAUACCUGCGACCAGAAUACUACAAUAGAUUGAAACAACACAUUUCAGAAAUAAAAUACACGUAUGGAAGGUUUAAAUUAAUUAAAUUGAGUUAUAUAUCAAAUUAAA
Rattus norvegicus (Norway rat) is the source of this 5500-nucleotide messenger RNA. RefSeq names its product leucine rich repeat containing 4C (gene Lrrc4c). The transcript has 7 exons. Lineage: Eukaryota; Metazoa; Chordata; Mammalia; Rodentia; Muridae. Gene Ontology annotation, cellular component: membrane; synaptic membrane. Bases 1015 to 2937 code for a protein of 640 amino acids. Gene Ontology annotation, biological process: synaptic membrane adhesion. The record is from RefSeq and is marked validated.